GACACGGGGAGCGCCUUUCGCGCGAACGCGUCGUCACUCCUGUCCAAGUUCGUCGCCGACGCCAGGGCUGCCGAAGAGCCCCAAGUCAUGCACAAGGUGCUGAAAUUCUUGGAGGCGAACGCGAUGCUCAUCCACCACUACGUGAAAGACAUGAGAGGCAAGAUGGGCACCUUCGUGCAGUCGAUGCCCACGGGUCUUCUGCAGACGUCGGUGGACCUCCUACCGGAAUUGGAAAACAUCACGAGGCUCAUCGACAUACCAGGCGUUGCUAAAGGCCACAAGCGCAACGAGGACCUCACUGACCUGGAUCAGUUCUGCGUGCACUUGGAACCGCUGUUGAAGAACUCCUCGAAAGCAGUGGAGGAGCUCAAGGACAUGAUCAUGAUGGUGAACGACACGCAGGACAGCAUCCCCGUGAUCGGGCGCUUCAUGGAGCAGAUCCUCCCGGACAUCGCGCCCGCCGCUCACCCACCGCGCGCCGCGGUCUGCCGCCGCGCUUUUCACCCGAGAGGCGCGCGACCCCGCUUCACCAUGGAUGUGCUGCGGGAGUGCGCCGAUCUGGCACUGUCCGCUUGGUCCAAUGACCAGGACACCGCUCUCGUGGUGACGGCCUUCGUGGUCGGCUGGCUCCUGAUCCGAGCGGACCUCGUCAGCGGCGUCGCCGGGGCCGCCGGCAGGCUGUUCGAGACUGGCGCAGCGGGAGCCUCGAGCGCCCGGAGCCCCAUCGGCGGUGUCACGGAGGCCGUCGGCAGGCUGCCCGAGAAGGGCACGGGGGCCUCGGACGCCCGGAAGGCGCUUUGCAGAGAUCGAGGCCGUGGCGUGCUUGCCGCGGGGGUCUCGCAGACGGCGGCGGUGGCGGCCUGA
Molecule: messenger RNA, 864 nt
Organism: Prorocentrum cordatum
Lineage: Eukaryota; Dinophyceae; Prorocentrales; Prorocentraceae
Source: the annotation of a GenBank genome assembly